Molecule: messenger RNA, 999 nt
Organism: Saprolegnia diclina VS20
Lineage: Eukaryota; Oomycota; Saprolegniomycetes; Saprolegniales; Saprolegniaceae
Exons: 5
Coding region: 1-765 (254 amino acids)
Molecular function (GO): metal ion binding
Source: RefSeq, a predicted model, not a curated record
AUGCGUCCGACGUUGCUCGACGCGAUUGACCUCAAGCCCGGCGAGGCGUAUGCCGUCGACUGGGUCCGCGACGAGGACGUGCACGCGUGCGCGCUGUGCGCAACCGCAUUUGGCUUCUUUGUGCGCCGCCACCACUGCCGCGGUUGUGGUCACAUCGUCUGCGCAGAGUGCGCCGUGGCCCGACGGGAGGUCUACGGGCUUCUUGGGCUUGAGCGCGUGUGUGACGCAUGUUUGUCCAACGGCGUCUGGGUCGACCCUGUGGCCCGUCGGGCUCUCGAGAAGCUGGAGCAGGACGAGGACGGUAGCCAAGACGACGAGGCCUACAGCAGCGACGAGAGCGCUGACAGUGCGUCCAGCUGUGCGGACGAGAAAUGGCGUGAGGCCGUGGACGAGGAUGGCGUCUUCCUCCCGCUUUCGCAGUGGGAGUGUGAGGUCACACGAGUGGGAGGUGCCCGUACCGUCUGCAGUGAGAUCGCACCCAUUGAAGACAUAUCCAGCCUCGAGCCAGCGCUGCCACUGCGCAUCAAGUCGAUCGAAGCCUCCAUGCAGCCCGACGCAGAACCAAGAAUAGGUGACGCGAUCGUCGUCGACAGCGCCCGACAGCCGAACUCAGAACCCGACCGACGCCACAACGUACCCAAGCAGCAAGCGGCGGCAGCAAAUGACACUGGCCCGACUUGUCCGCCUGCGACGCGCGUCGCAGCCUCGCUUUGGUACACUGGAAAUUUCGCACUGCACCACCAUUCUGUGCUUAGAGGACGAUGAAUGAUUGUAUUCUUCUCGCGUAGGCGACGCAAGAAUCGCCUCCUCGCUGCACUCGUGCUUGGCGUCGUCUGCUGCCGCCGAGCUCGCCCACCCUGGCACGCCCGCGUCGCCGUCGUCGCAGUUUACUGGUGGAUGACGACUUCAGAAGACGAUAGCUCGAUGCCUCUCGUCGGCUAAUUGCUCGAAAAUGCAUGUGCUGGGUUUGUUCGGCGUCGGUUGCUGUUGGCGGUGGCG